AUGUACAGCUUCUUAUUACAAUUUUUCCAUUUAAUUAAUGCAUAUGAAUCGUUAAUGCAGGACAACGUUUGUGAGCAACGGUUGUCUGAUACAUCAUGGAAAUGGAUUCAACAAAAUACUUUUACGCGUUGGGUAAAUCAAAAAUUAGAACCUGCGAAUAUUACUAUUACUGAUUUGGAAACUGAUUUCGAAGAGGGUUUAACACUGAUUCGUUUGGUAGAGGUAUUGUCUGGUAGGUCACUUGGUCGAUACAGUAAAAAAGUCACUUUCCGGCACCAAAAAUUAGAAAAUAUAUCGCUCGCACUUCGUUUUUUGGAAGAGGAGGAGCACAUAAAAAUUGUUAAUAUUGACAGUUCAGCUAUAGUAGACCGUAAUUUGAAGCUGAUUCUGGGUCUUAUUUGGAAACUUAUUCUUCAUUAUUCUAUUUCAAAGCAAGUUUGGGAUGAUAAUGCAGUUAGUAUGACAGAAAGUGAGGAUAUUUCACCAAAGGCGAAGCUUAUGAUGUGGCUCAAAGGAAAAUUGCCAACAGGACUUCCUUUUACCAAUUUUACAUCUGAUUGGAAUGAUGGAAUCCUUCUCGGUGCUUUGGUUGAUUCAUGCAUACCUGAGUUGCAAGUUAACUGGCAAAACUGGUUACCAUCACAAGCUUUACAUUCAACUCGAACAGCAAUGAAUCUUGCAAAAGAGUAUCUGAAUGUUGCUCCGCUCAUCGCCCCUGAAGAACUGAUCAGUCCAGCAGUUGAUGAACGAAGUGUGAUGACAUAUGUUUCUCAGUUUCUCGGAGCAAAAUAUACACCUUUGAUGGGUUACCUUUCCAAUGUGAACGUUACACCAAUAGUUGGUGCUAACACAGAAUUCACGCUUCAAAUGCGAGAUUCAAUGUUUAUUCCAGAAAUACAUAUUAGAGGACCUGAUGACUCAUUAAUAUCGCAUACCCAGUGUAAAACAUCAGAAACCAUGUGGAACUUUGUAUAUAAGCCAGAAAUUACUGGCAAAUAUGAGAUUGUGGCAACGAUUCGUGAUAACGCAACAUGUAGGUUAGUGCAGCUUGCGUGUCCUGAAAUAAAUGCUGUUGAAGGUGUGCGCUUACUAUAUCAUAAACAUGUAUCACUAGGUAAAUCAGUUGAGUUGAAGAUUGAAAACGCGAGGAAAGACUUUAUUGAGGUUGUAAUAAUUGCUCCUGAUCACCAAGUAUUCGUAAUACCAAUGUCUCAUAAUAUUGUUCGCAAAGGUUCAUUUACACCAACAAAGGAAGGUUUGCAUGAAGUGAAUAUCCUACAAAAUGGAAAAGAAAUUAUUGGUUCUCCGUUUCCUCUCGUAGUAAUUUCGAAAGCACUAAUGAAUGUGUGGGGUCGUGGUUUAGAACCAGAAGGCAUCCAAGUUGGUGAAGAAGUGAUAGUCUGUGCAAAUUACAAUAAAAGCAUUUUGGAAGCUCCACGUCUGGUAGUAAAGAACCCAUGCGGUUUUUCAGAUGAUCUUUCAGUACCAGUUGAUGAGGAGGAAAGUCUGGAUUGCAAAAUUUUUAAAUAUCAGCCGCAAGAACCUGGAUCUCACACAAUUGCUUUAUUAAUAGGUGAGGAUCACAUCGAUAGAAGUCCAUAUAAGGUAAUGGUAAUAUCAGAAAACAAAUUAAGAGCACGAGCAUUUGGACCUGGUCUAGAUGGAGGCUUUGCAAAUUUACCGAACGUCUUCUUCAUUGAAACAUUCAGUCGUAAUUUCGAUCACAUUGAUGUCGACGUCAGCGGGAGCCCUUGGAUAACAGAACAAAAUUUUAUGAAUCCAACCGUGGAAUUAAAAAGCAAUCAAGAUGGUUCAGCAGUUGCUAGUUUCACUCCUCCUGUACCCGGAGUUUAUACCGUGAAGGUUUGCGUAACUGGUCAGCACAUUCGGGGUUCGCCAUUUAUAGUUCCAGUUCAGCAAGCUGAUGAUGAUUUUAAAGUAAUUAAUAUGCGUUUAACUGGUAUUAAACAGGAUCUUACUAUCUUGAAAGGGCAGAAUGUGAUGUUUGGGAUCAAUUCAAUUGAUGACAAAGUGUUGCCUGAGCCUAAAAUUAAAGUGUUGGAUGAAAACAACCAAGAAAUGUCUGUGACAUUAACAGAAAGGAUGCCAGGACAGUAUGAAUGCUCGUUCACGCCCGAAAUGGCUGGUCGAUAUUAUAUCCUGGCAUCGGUUAAUGGUGUUGCUGUUCCUGGAUCACUUGAUGUGGUCUGUUUGCAGCUAACAAUAUCAUUGACAGUUACUUUUAUACAGGUAGUAAUCAAAAAAUUAUUGGAUGUAAGCUGCUUUCUCAUAUAUGGAACUGGUAUUGGACGUAACAUUUCUGUGAGUAAACCAGCAACGGUUAUCAUCGAUCCACAGGAAGAUGAUGUGAAGCCGUAUCAUCUACAAAUAAUUCAUCAGAACGGAAAUAAAAUCCAUUUACAAACGAUGAAUGAAGAGAAUGGAACUAUUAGAGUGGAUUACAUUGCUCCAGAAGCAGGUCAGUAUGAGUUGAUCUUAUUUCAUGAUGAUUUGGAAUUGCUCAGGAAAAUCAUCAACGUUAAGCCAAUUGAUCUUUCAUCAUUUGUGAUCAAUGGUUUAGGUGAAGAAGCAGUUGUUGCUGGAAUCACAAAACAAAUUUUUAUUAGUACUGGUAAUUUAGUACCUCUUGGAAAGGGCUUGGAGGUUAUUGUGAAAGAACCUAACCGGUCAGGUUAUGUGUUGCCUCUUAAAUAUGAUGAGAACAGAGUCGCCUACAAAGGCAUGUGGAUUGCGACAAAUAUUGGAAAAACGGUGAUUACUUAUUUUUUUGAUGAAAAUUUGGUUCAUGAAACACAUGUUACUGUGUCGCCAAACGAAUAUGUGAUAAGAUGCAGGGCUUGGGGAGAUGGCCUUCAACGUGCAAUUGUUGGUAUGCCGGCAAAUUUUCAAGUUUACACGCGGGAUUCUGGAAAAGGUAGGUUGAAAGUGGCCAUUAGAGGACCGUCAGAAUCGGAGACUAACGUUACUGAUCAUUCUGAUGGAUUGUGCACAGUAAAAUAUGUUCCUCAAUUACCAGGAAUAUAUGAAAUAAGCAUUCAUUUCGGGGAUAACGAAGAUCAUAUCCCAGGCUCGCCUUUCUCUGUAUCUGUCGAUUACAAGUAUGAUCCGUCGAAAAUAUUGAUUAGUGGAUACAACAAUGGAUAUGCACAAGCAGGUGUAUCUACUUCAUUCAUAGUUGAUGCAACGCACACUGCUUUAGAGCCUAUCACUGCAAGAUUGCCUGCUGGUUGUGAGCAGCCAUUAGUUGAGGAAAUUAAACCUCGAAUAUAUAGAGUAACAUUCACACCUAGUCCUGAAAAGGAUGGGUUACUGCCAUUAGAAGUUUUAUAUGGCGACCAGCUUUUACAUGGAAGACCGCUUGACUUUACUGUGCAACAAGAAAAGGAAUCACAGUUGGUAAUUUUGAAAGAUGAAACUGGCGCUGCUCUUCGUUCUUCUAUACCAGCAUCUCUUCGAUAUGGCGUUAUUAUUGAUGCAUCGAAAGUUAUUAAUGUCCAAAAAUUGGAAGUUGAAAUCAAGGCAGGUCCCGAUGGCAAGUUUCGUAAGUCAGCUUUCAUUGAAACUGAUGAAAGAGUUUAUUUAUUGGAUUUAAUCCCGGACAUGAUUGGCACAUAUGUUAUAAUAGUAUAUGGUGAUGGAAAGCCGUUACAUCCAUUGCCUUAUGAGUUGAAUGCUACCUCUGUUGGUUCAGCAGAAAAAUGUUACAUAGAGCGCAAACCAAUGGACAAAAUUUGGAUUGUUGGGGAGUCAAAAACUUUCAAGGUUAACGUGUGUUAUGGAGGGGAUGGGACUUUAAGCAUUGCUUCUGAUAGAGAAGAUUUGGAAAUUGAUGUACAAGAAGAAGGCAAAGGUUAUUAUUUAGUGACAUUUACACCACGCAAAGAAGGGUCUUACCAAAUCGCAUUGUUAUUUGGAGGUGUUGCUAUACCAAGUGGGACGUUUAACUUUCAGUGUGUGCCACCUGUUGCGGAAAAACCAAAUGCAUUAUUAUCAGAUUCUGGGGAAUGUUUAGAUAAUAUUGAAGAACGUUUGAUUCCUCGCACUUUUCGUUUCUCAGUCACUUCUAAAUAUCAUUUUGAGAAACUAAGUGCGUAUGUAAAAAUGCCGUCGGGCAAGACUGAUGCUGCACGUAUUAAGGACAACAGGGAUGGAACUGUGACAGUAACAUAUGAACCGAAGGAAUGUGGAAAUCAUCUACUUUCAGUCCAGCACGAUGGAGUUAACAUGUCCGGAAGUCCUAUUUCAUUUUAUGUCAGUGAUGCUCCUGAUGGAUAUGUCACUGUGUAUGGUCCCGGUUUAUCACAAGCAGUAGUUGGGGAACCAGCACCUUUCACAGUUUGUGCUAAAGGUUCACCAGCUAAAGAAUUAGCGGUUGCAGUUGAAGGAACUGCUAAAGCAACAAUCAGGUGUCAUGAUAAUAAGGAUGGCACAUGUUCCGUAGCAUGGAUACCACCUGUUCCUGGUGAAUAUAGAGUACACGUCAAGCUGUCUGGAGAACCUGUAAAAGGUUCUCCAUUUGUUGUGGUAGUAGCUGGUGAAGGUCAAAAACGUGCACAUUUAUCAGUUGGAUCUACUUCAGAGGUCUCGUUAAAUAUUGCAAAUAAAGAAAUCAAAGGAUUAUCAGCAUCAAUAAAAAGUCCAAGUGGCAUCGAAGAACCUUGUUUUAUUCGUCAGAUCGAUUUUGAUCAUAUAGGUGUUUCAUUUACGCCACGUGAAGAAGGUGAACAUUUGAUUACUGUUAAGAAAAAAGGCGUUGUGGUACCAAAAUCACCGUUCCACAUAAACGUUGAUUCAAGUCAAGUCGGAGAUGCUUCUAAGGUUGUUGUUAGUGGUACUGGCAAAGCGGAUGCGAUUUGUCAGCAAUACAACAGUGUGAUGAUCGAUACCCGUGGCGCAGGCUAUGGUGGCUUAUCGGUAUCAGUAGAAGGACCAUCAAAAGCAGAGUUGAAAUGUACUGAAGCGAAUGAAGGAUUGAUUAACAUUGUCUACAAGCCAACUGAACCUGGACUUUAUGUUUUAUCCAUUAAAUUUGCAGAUGUACACGUCAAAGAUAGUCCGUUUACAGUACAUUGUGUCGGUAAAGGAUUGGGAACUGUAAAAAUGAGUGCAACAAAAGAAGUGAAUCAAGCGCCGAUAGUCAUACCGCAUCAGAUAGCCGCCUUAUAUUUACGAUUGGAAAACACAUCUCCAAUAGAAACAACAGCGAAAGUUUUGGAUCCUGAAGGUCGUAGCAGUGAUGUUGAAGUUCGUGAUCUUGGGGACAACUUGUAUCAAGUGAAAUUCAAACCUGAAGUAGAUGGUGCGCAUGCUAUUUCUGUUUUCAGCAAAGGGCAGCAUCUUACAGGGAGUCCUUUUCAAUUCACUGUCGGACAUAUGACAGAAAUGGGAGCACAUAAAGUGCGCGCUGCAGGAAUUGAAUUACUUCGAGGUGAAACAAAUAAGAAACAAUCUUUCAAUCUCUAUACUAGAGAAGCGGGACGGGGCGAACUACAAGUGGCAAUAGAAGGUCCUUCAAAAGCAAAUCUGCAGUUCCAUGAGCAUAAGGAUGGAAAUUGUCAUUUCGAUUACGAAGUCAGUAAACCAGGAGAGUAUAUGAUCACGAUAAAGUUCAACAGUGAACACAUACCAGACUCGCCAUUCAAAGUUUUCGUCGCACCUACAACUGGAGAAGCUCGCCGACUUGAACUGGCUUCCUUUCCAGAUUCUGGUAUGCCUGGUAAGGCAUGUACUUUCACAGUGCUUACGCAUCAUGCCUCAGGUCAUCUCGAGGCAAAAGUGCAUACGCCAAGCAACAAAAUAGAAACCAUUGAUAUCGUUCCAAUUGACGAAGGAGAAUCAUAUGCUUUGCGGUUCAUUCCGUUGGAGUCAGGAAACUAUUAUGUUGAUGUGACACUUGAUGGGGCGCCAAUGCGUGAUUCACCAUUUCGUUUACGUAUUGGAACCAACGAUGGUAAUGAUCCGACUGCAAUAACAGUGAAUGGUGAUGGAAUUCAUGGUGGGCAAACUGGUCAGAGAUGCGAAUUCAUUAUUAAUACUUGCAAUGCAGGAAAAGGCCUUCUUGAAAUUCAGGUUGAUGGGCCUUCAAAAGUUACUUUGGAUGCAUAUGAAAUGGAUCAAGGAUACAAAGUGCAAUAUAUGGCAUUAGUACCUGGGGCAUAUUAUGUUGCCAUAAAAUACUCAGGUGUCCACGUACCCGGCUCACCUUUCAAGAUAAUCAUUGCUGGUAAGGAACUUGGUGGUGGCGAGCCAGAUACCUCAGUUAUUAAGAUUGAUGCAUUGGAAAAAACAAGUGAAGGAACGGUUUCUCAAGUUCCAGUUUUAAAUGGAGAUGCUAGCAGAGUUGUUGUAAAGGGUGCUGGAUUAAAUAAGUUCUUCCCCGGUAGACCAGCCACUUUCACUAUUGAUACUGGCCUUGCAGGUGAAAAUCUUCUGUUCGUUGGAGUACUUACGGCAAAGGGGCCAUGUGAAGAGGUUACAGUACGGCAUCUUAGCGAUGGCAAGUAUGCAGUGACGUAUCGUAUUCAGGAGAGAGUUAAGGGUUUUAUUUUUGUCAAAUAUGGGGAAGCAAAUGUGCCAGGCUCUCCAUUUGCUAUUUCAUUUUAA
This is a messenger RNA of Thelazia callipaeda (thelaziosis nematode), 6624 nucleotides long. NCBI's taxonomy places the organism in Eukaryota, Metazoa, Nematoda, Chromadorea, Rhabditida, Thelaziidae. The record is from the annotation of a GenBank genome assembly.